UUGACCUAUUACCCACGAUGCACCACGUUCUGUUUAGUACCAAGAUGGCGGUUGUUUUCACCUGUUACGGAAACAUACUUAGUGCCAAAUGUUUUAGGGGCCUUUUUCAGAAGAUUUAGACGUCCCAAAGGGGUAUAUGAAGACAGCAACUAUCUAUGCAAGGUUCUGAUGGCUUUAGUUGGAGUUGUGCCUUACGGGAGUUUGUUUAUUGAUGCCUCGUGGCGAGAUAUCCUGUCAGGUAUCAGAGACUGUACCGUCAGCUCACCCGACCGACAACUGAACAUCCGCCGUCUCCAGAAGAUAUGGACAACUACCCAGAACCCAAACCACGUCCUGCCCUGCCUCUCUGUCCGAACUGGUUUGGACCUGUUCCUGGCGGUUCAGAAAUUCCCGCCGGGCUCGGAAGUCAUCAUGUCCGCGAUCAAUAUACCCGACAUGGCGCGAGUCGUCAGGCAUCACGGUUUACGCGUCGUUCCCAUUGACGUCUACUUAGAGACGCUUUCGCCAAAAGUCGAGCUUUUAGAAGGUCUCAUCACGGAGAGAACUGUAGCUGUACUCGUAGCCCACCUGUAUGGUAAAUGGUUUGACAUGAGUGAAGUGAUUGAAGUAGGAAGACGACACAAUCUGUACGUGCUUGAGGACUGUGCAGAGGGAUUCAGCGGGUUCGAUAACAUCGGGAAUCCGCAUUCGGACAUUUCUUUCUUCAGUUUCGGUGUCAUCAAGCCUUCCACUGCGUUCGGCGGCUCCAUCCUGAAAAUCAAAGACAGCCAGCUUUUCACAGCAAUGAGCGAAGCUUACUCGCAGUACCCCACUCAGUCUUCCGUAGAGUACCUAAAAAAACUGCUCAAGUACUCAGUUGCUACUGUAGGUCUGAACUGGCCGUUUCUGACGGGCUAUGGCCCCUUUCUGCUGCAAAAUGUACUUGGUAUCGACCACCAGAGGAUGUGGAUCUCCCUCCUAAGAGGUUUCCCUGACCAGUUUUUUCAGAAGAUCCGUCAGCAGCCCAGCGCAGGACUGUUGUCCCUGCUGGUCCACAGGUGUAUAGGGUUUCGCCAGAAGGAAUUCCAAGUCGGCGUGGAGAAAGGACGCCACGCAGACAUGCUGCUAAAGAACUCCUCCAUGUUGAAAGUAGGCGACAAGGCUUACAACAGGAACUAUUGGCUUUUUCCCAUACUUGUGGAGAAUCCUGAUGCAGUGAUCAGUUCUCUCUGUAAGAGGGGCAUCAACGCCUACCGCGGUGCCACACAGCUCAACGUGAUCGAACCGGAACCAGAGACCUCCCAUCAGCUCAGUGACCAGCUCACACAUUACCCAGAGGAAGCCAGGUUCAUCAUAGACCAUGUGGUGUACCUACCCAUCCACAAAAGGGUCCCCUACUACUACAUUGAGAGGGUAUGUAAGGGGGUUGAGGAGGUAUUGCAGGAAAAUGGCACAAUCUUUCGCAAACCCCUCUUUGAACGCCCUCUCGUUGUUUUGAACGGAAAACCUGCACCGAAGUUGCCUUCAAAACUUUAAAGCUAGACUUGGACAUUGUCAUGUAAGAUUUUCACUGUUUUAAACAUUGUUUUACACAUUUUCUUGUGCUAUAAGCCUACCUGGGUUCAUGAUAUCCCAAGGGCACAAGAUCGGUGACAUGGGCAGGUUACAAACUGUAUGAUGGUUUCAUAUACAUGUACCUUCCUUGAAUUCUUGCCAAAGAGCUGCUGUAUUUAAUUGCAUGCGAUACAGCAGGCAUUCAAACAUACAAGUAGUUGGUUGGCUACCGAACUGAUUCAAGAUCUCAGGGACUUUGUAUGUGAUAUC
Messenger RNA from Branchiostoma belcheri (Belcher's lancelet), 1803 nucleotides. RefSeq lists its product as uncharacterized. Gene Ontology annotation, biological process: polysaccharide biosynthetic process. Gene Ontology annotation, molecular function: pyridoxal phosphate binding; transaminase activity. Bases 169 to 1515 code for a protein of 448 amino acids. The transcript has 3 exons. NCBI's taxonomy places the organism in Eukaryota, Metazoa, Chordata, Leptocardii, Amphioxiformes, Branchiostomatidae. The record is from RefSeq and is a predicted model, not a curated record.